GGCGUGCACGCAGCAGGAACAUGAGGAAGAUUGCGCUGAGGAGGAUGCAGAGCGUACACACUGUGGGAACCACAAUCUCUGUUACCAUCUCCAUGUGGCCUAUCAGCGGAUCUGAAACACAUGAAUGGAAAUCAAGCUGGGGUCUGUGCUCCAACGUGCCUUCUACGGGUCCAGUGGGAGGGUGACCCUUUUCGAGCAGCGGAACUUCGCCGGCCGACGGCUGGACCUGAGUUCUGACUGCACCAGGCUCAGUGACAAGAACUUCCCAGAGAGAUGUAACUCUGUGCAGGUGGAGAGCGGAGCAUGGAUCGGUUACGAGCACGAGAACUUCCGGGGCCGUCAGUACCUGUGGGACAUGUCCGAACGGGGAGAGUACAACUGCUACGACAAGUGGUGCGCUCAGGUGGACCACGUCUCCUCUGUCCGCGCUGUCAAACAGGACAACAACCCUGCCAGAGCUCAGCUGUUUGAGCGAGGCAGCUUCUCCGGUAAGAAGAUGGAGAUCCAGGAUGACAUCCCCAACCUGAUGAGCCGUUACAGCCUCAACAGAGUCGCCUCCAUCCGCGUGCUCGGAGGAGCGUGGGUGGUGUAUCAGGAGCCGAACUACAGAGGGCCUCAUUACGUCCUGGAGAAGCGUGAUUACAACAACUUCUCUGACUGGGGCAGCCAGAGCAACACUGUGGGCUCCAUGCGCCGAGUCCGCUUCAACUAAACACCACCUGAUCUGCAGAGUCCUGCCAACAGGACUUCCCAACGAACACAUGAAACCUGUCAGCUUUACAUACAGCUUAUUUUAGUAAUAAAUUGUAAAAAGACAAA
This is a messenger RNA of Siniperca chuatsi (mandarin fish), 819 nucleotides long. It is a transcript of the gene crybgx, whose product is annotated as crystallin beta gamma X. Lineage: Eukaryota; Metazoa; Chordata; Actinopteri; Centrarchiformes; Sinipercidae. Gene Ontology annotation, molecular function: structural constituent of eye lens. The coding region runs from base 125 to 712 and encodes 195 amino acids. Gene Ontology annotation, biological process: visual perception; lens development in camera-type eye. The transcript is spliced from 6 exons. The record is from RefSeq and is a predicted model, not a curated record.